CUUAAAUAUGGGACCCCUUCUGAGAAAAAAUCUUCAAAAGGCAGCAAAUCUUCAGGCAGUUUUAAAAAACCAAGAUCAAGUUCUGCUAGAAGUAAAAGAAAAGGAUGCAGAUGUGGCAAUGCCACUGCAAUACCUGGGAAACUUACCUGUUGCGGUCAGAGGUGUCCUUGCUAUGUAGAAAGUAAACCUUGUGUGGAAUGUAGAUGUAGAGGUUGCAGAAACCCUCAUACAGCAGAUGGAUUAAAGAUCCGUCCACAUAUACCUGAACUUCAUAAUUUACAAUUACAACUGUCUACUUCCUUGGAUUGCGAUGCGCUAACUGGAGAUCCUCUAGGAUCCGUGCCACAAUGUCUCUCGACGUCUCCCACAACGAUACAAGUGUUAAAUGUAUAUUCUACACCGAGAUUAGAUAUUGAUAAUGUACCCCAGAACUUACCAGCUGCCUUGUUAGUGGGAGAAGAUGCUAUGGUAAGUACUGAAAGUGAGGCGGAAGACAGUGAUAUACAAAUUGAUGUGUGACAUCAUAUUUAAAUAAACAUUGUGGAGGACAGCACCAGUGAUUGUUUAGUGAACAUCUCAACGGAAAACGAUAUGCAUUAUGUAAAUAGCUCAACUAGAAUUAUUGAUAGACAAUUAUGAAAAUCAAAA
Pogonomyrmex barbatus (red harvester ant) is the source of this 648-nucleotide messenger RNA. RefSeq names its product male-specific lethal 2 (gene msl-2). Lineage: Eukaryota; Metazoa; Arthropoda; Insecta; Hymenoptera; Formicidae. Gene Ontology annotation, biological process: protein ubiquitination. Gene Ontology annotation, molecular function: ubiquitin protein ligase activity. Gene Ontology annotation, cellular component: MSL complex. The record is from RefSeq and is a predicted model, not a curated record.